This is a messenger RNA of Plasmodium cynomolgi strain B, 903 nucleotides long. RefSeq lists its product as hypothetical. The record is from RefSeq and is a predicted model, not a curated record. NCBI's taxonomy places the organism in Eukaryota, Apicomplexa, Aconoidasida, Haemosporida, Plasmodiidae. The transcript has 2 exons. Bases 1 to 903 code for a protein of 300 amino acids.
AUGGAUUUUUCACAAUUGAAACAGAAGGUAUGUUUACAAUUUAUUUUCAAAAUAAUUAUUUAUGAAGAAUUAUUUGAGAAAACGUAUCAAUUUUUAGGAGAAAUAUUAAAGUUUUAUUAUAUUAUAUGGGAGAGAAUUCAGGUUAAUUAUGAUGAAAAAAAUGUAAAUCAAUUAAUUUUAUCCAAGUUCGAUAAUGAUUAUUUGUCAAAAAGUGAUAUUUCAGGAGAGUAUAUAACAUUUUGUAAGAAACUUUUAAAAAAUUUGUUACUACUUAAAGGAUAUAAAUAUGAUGAUAUUAAAAAAGAUUGUAGUAAAUUAUACGUCUGGUUAUAUUUUGAAAUGAAGAAAUUUAUGAUUUCUGAUUAUAUUAUCAAGGAGAUAUUUGAAUUCCCUACUUCGAUUGAACAUGAAAGUGUUCAGUAUAAAUAUUGUCCUUAUUUUUCAUUUAAUGAUAAAAUUAAUAAUCCAGAAAAAUUAAUGAAAUUACUUAUAUUUAAUGGUAGCGCUCUAAAUUUUCAAAGUAUGUUGAAGGAAAAUAAUGUCUUACAUGAUUGUAAUUUAAAAAACUAUAUCUAUGAAUGUGUUGAUAUAUAUAAAGAAAUGAAUAUAACUUACAGCUCUGAAAAAUGCAACAGUAGUUCAUAUGAAAUCAUUUGUGAAAUAAUAAAUGAUUUUAAUAAAUUAUAUUCGGAAUAUAUUCUUAAUAAAAAUGAAAUAACUCAUAAUUUUCCUGAUUUGACUCCUAAUACUAUUACAAAUGUUAUAGUAGGUUGCCCAUUAGAAGGAAACUAUUCUGAUUCAUUUUUCGAUGAAAGACAAUUAGUUACUCCUAUAACAAAGGGUGUAUCCACAGCUCUUGGGUGCAAUGGCUGGAAUAUCAUCACUAUUAGCGUUAUUGUAUAA